Molecule: messenger RNA, 348 nt
Organism: Dentiscutata erythropus
Lineage: Eukaryota; Fungi; Glomeromycota; Glomeromycetes; Diversisporales; Gigasporaceae
Source: the annotation of a GenBank genome assembly
AUGUCGAGAGAUAUUGUAACACAUUUUGUUCGUUUCUCUUCUAUCAAAUAUAAAAUUGUUCAUGAAUCUUUUAUUGUACUUCAAACUGUUGAUCCUGAAAAAAAUAUCAGAAAGAAGAAAAACUCAGUCGUCUUAACCAAAAAGGUAAAAAAUUUUAAAGAUAUGGGUAUAACGAUUUAUAAGGAUGAAGUGAAACUUUUACAAAAUUUUAAACAAUAUAUUUUCAAAAAAGGUAAAAAGAAGAAAUUAGAAAAAAUUAUUAAAGAUGUUGAUAUUUUAGUUAAUGAUUGUAUAACACAAAUUGAAGAAUAUAAACUAAAAUAUCAGCCACAAUCUCCUUCUAUUUAG